GGGCCCGCGGCCGGUGCGGCAGCGCCCGCCCGGGGCUCCGGGCACGGUUCGGCCCCGCGGGGCGGGGGCGGGGGCGACCGGCGCCCUGCCAUUGGCUGUCCCGCCGGGGCGGCCGCUGGGAGGAGUUUUGAUUGGCCCGCGGCGGGCGAGCUGCUCGCUGAUUGGCUGCGGGGAUUCGUGACGAGUGAGGGCGGGGAGGUGGUCCUUGUGUCCGUCUGUCUGUUCUUCCGCAGUGUGUCUGCACUCCGCUCCCCCUGCCUGGUGCCGGGCCCGUGGGACACCCCUCGCUGCCCCGUGACCCGCUCCCGGUGUUCCCUUCUCCCCGGUGCCUCAUCAGAGUGAGCGGAGCGUGCGCAAUGUUUUGGAGCCCCUCAGUCAAGGGUCGUCGUAAUCAUGGUUGACUCCACUGCUUUAAUCACAGAUAAUUACGUGAUGCUCUGCUCGUCCCUGUGCGGUGUCAGGAAAUGGACUGGGACCAAUUUGACUUGAACCCUAGAACAGUUGCUGCCUUGAAGAAAGCUGACAUCAAAUCAGUAAAAGAGAUUUUAAACCUUUCUGGAGCAGACUUGCAAAGAUUGAUGAAGCUCUCCAGUGCAGACAUACAGUGCCUGCUGAAAACAGUCUCUCGCACACUGAGGAGGAACAGCCUGGUCACAGCACUUCAGCUCUACCAAGAUAAUGAUCAUCUCACCUCCCAACGCCAGAAGCUGAGCCUGGGAUGUUCAGUGCUGGAUAACUUGUUAAAAGGUGGCAUUCCUUUAGUGGGAAUCACAGAGCUUGCUGGGGAAAGUUCUGCUGGGAAGACUCAGAUUAGUUUACAGCUGUGCCUGUGUGUGCAGUAUCCUUACAAAUAUGGUGGAUUAGAGUCUGGAGCUGUCUACAUUUGCACAGAAGAUGCAUUCCCAAGUAAACGUUUGCAGCAACUCAUAGGCCAACAACAUAAGCUGCGUGCAGAUGUUCCAGCUGAAAUCAUACAGAAGAUCAAAUUUGGAAACAGUAUUUUUGUUGAGCAUGCAGCAGACCUAGACACCUUCCACAAGUGCAUCACGACGAGGCUUUCCCUGCUGCUGGCGAGGGGGAUGGUGAGGCUGGUGGUCAUUGACUCCAUUGCCGCCUUGUUCCGCUGCGAGUUCGGGGCGUCGGAGUCCGUCAUGAAGGCUCGGUAUCUGCAGACCUUUGGAGCACAGCUUCACAGCUUAAGCACAAGAUUCAGGACUCCAAUAAUGUGCAUUAAUCAGGUGACAGAUGCAGUGAGCGAGUUGGAAGCUGCUCAGUGCAGUUGUAGGGUAGUGGGUAACAGAGUUGUUCCAGCACUUGGAAUAACCUGGGCAAAUCAGCUGCUGAUGAGACUGAUGGCCAGCCGGAUAUCCCUGCCUGGACAAGCAUCUGGAGUGGCAUCACCCUGCACUGGAAGUGUGAGGACUUUAAGGGUAGUUUUUGCUCCUCAUCUCCCUCCAUCCUCUUGCUACUAUACAGUACAGUUGGAAGGUGUAAAAGGGAUAAAAUAACUCCUUUGCAUAGUGAAGUAUUCUGCUCCAAAAAAACGUAUCAGAACUACGCCUCAGGAAGAAUUACUAGUAAAAUGCAAUUCCUCCUAGAUGAGAGAAGUGGAUGGUCAAGUACAUGAACAAUGGUAUGACUGCAUUUAGCCUUGUCUGCACUGUGAAAGAUGUUUUUACACUUGGAUAUUUGUCUUGUCCUCGUGAGAGAAGUGUUCUGGAGGAGGGAAGCUGUGGGCAGGUGGAGGCUGCACAGUGAAGUGGGAUGUGGCAAUCCCCAUGUUGGGGGACACCUGAUGUCUAAUUUUAUUUUAAUAGCAUACUAAUCUAGAACUAGCAUUUACUGCAGUUGUGUACCCUGUUUCCAGACCCAAAGGGACUCAACUUCAAUCAGUUAAUGUUGCCUGCUGGUGGUUCUGGGCCUCAUGCUGCCAUUAAGGAUAGCUGUCCUUUGAAAUAACACAAGGCAGCUUUGUCACAAAGCAGCUCUCCUAUUUUAAAACCACUUGUUAUUAAUAUUUGGAUUUUAAAAAAUACAAAACCAGAAACGUACUUGAUUUUAACACCUUACUGUAAGAUUUAAAAUUGUACUGCCUUUGUACUAGAUGGGUAUGUUCAGCUUCAUAGCACUUCUACAAUUUUUUUCUAAUGCUUCAUUUCUACUCUUUUCAUGCUUUCCUGUCCCCCUCCCUUCAUAGCAAAAGCCUCUCUAGCCUCUUUCAUUUGAAAAAUACUGAACCACACCCCCCAUCCCCUUGCUCUGUGGUUACAAAGCUCAGGUCUUUUUGGCCAGGGUACACUACAUUAGUGAAACAGAGACCUCCUCUACCUUUUCCAAGCCAUCCUCUUUCAGGAUAAAUGCAGCCAUCCUUUCACGUGGAAGCACACAGCUGGGCAGCAGAAAGGAGCAGUUGUCUGGCUGUACGACUUCUCAGGGGACAACUCUGACUCAAGGAAAAGAGACCCGGUGUGACUGCCUUGGGAAGUUCCAGAGAACAGGAACAAUCACAGCUUGAAGCUGAAGGAAGGAAACUGAGCAAGCAGAAAGGAUGAGUUGCUUUCAGUGCUUCUGCAACCCCUUCAGGUAUCUCAGGGGACCUUGUGCAAAUAGCACAAGUUUUCUCUAAAUUGCUUUUCUAAAGCAUCUUAAUUCUCUGUAUUUGGAAAUGACUGUGCUUGAUGGUGUUUUUAAUAAAAUCCAACCAUGAACU
Messenger RNA from Neopelma chrysocephalum (saffron-crested tyrant-manakin), 2710 nucleotides. RefSeq names its product X-ray repair cross complementing 3 (gene XRCC3). Gene Ontology annotation, molecular function: ATP binding; four-way junction DNA binding; ATP-dependent DNA damage sensor activity. The transcript has 8 exons. Lineage: Eukaryota; Metazoa; Chordata; Aves; Passeriformes; Pipridae. Gene Ontology annotation, cellular component: replication fork; Rad51C-XRCC3 complex. Bases 465 to 1508 code for a protein of 347 amino acids. Gene Ontology annotation, biological process: t-circle formation; telomere maintenance via recombination; resolution of mitotic recombination intermediates. The record is from RefSeq and is a predicted model, not a curated record.